Molecule: messenger RNA, 619 nt
Organism: Phalaenopsis equestris
Lineage: Eukaryota; Viridiplantae; Streptophyta; Magnoliopsida; Asparagales; Orchidaceae
Exons: 4
Coding region: 130-510 (126 amino acids)
Source: RefSeq, a predicted model, not a curated record
UACUUCCGAGGCCACUGCCAAUGCCAUUGAAGCGGAUGCCCCUACUGAGACGCACUGGAGGAAUGAGACAACUGGAAGCGGAAGUUUCGGUUGGUGGUGUACGGUCGGUUUGAUUUUGAUUGCAACAAAAUGGGCCUCUGCUGCUAUGCUUCAGUUUUGGGGUUGAAUGAGAUGGCUGAGGAGGUCAUUGGGCGUCAAUGUCCAGUGUUGCAGGAGGAAGAACAUCCAGAGGCUCAAGAAGAGCAUUUCCUGAGUGCUAUGGAGCAAUCAAGCUUGAUGGAUAAGGAAGGAAUCAUGGUUUCCAUCUCUAGGUUUUGCACGUGGUGGUCUCUUUUGCAAGAAAGCAACUGCUUUUGGUCACUAGCUAUUAGUGUUUGUACUAUUGGUUGGACCAAAGCAACCUUAGAUGCAUUGUUAUUGAUGACCGGCUGUCUAGCCCUGCUCUCAGAACACCUUACACAGUCCCUCGGCUGUAUGUGCUUCAUUGUCUACGGUUGGCUGCAGUUAUGAUGAGCCUAGCAUAAUUAGAGGGGAAUAAUGUUUUUCUUCAUCAUUCUAUUGCAUCAUUUCUCUAUAUUCAAUGACAUAAAACUGCCACUCUUCAAUAAAUAAGGGAACA